Molecule: messenger RNA, 2781 nt
Organism: Seriola dumerili (greater amberjack)
Lineage: Eukaryota; Metazoa; Chordata; Actinopteri; Carangiformes; Carangidae
Product: E3 ubiquitin-protein ligase TRIM21-like
Exons: 2
Coding region: 145-1788 (547 amino acids)
Molecular function (GO): protein binding; zinc ion binding
Source: RefSeq, a predicted model, not a curated record
CCAGAAAUGAAACUUAAGUCUGUCAGAGCAACAACUGAGCUGCAGUGGAGACGAGUCUGUUUCUCUCUGACAGAAAAUUAAACUGAGUCCAUCAGGUCUUUGUCAACAACACAGCAGAGUCUCUACCAAACACUGUGUGUAGACAUGUCUGCUGCCAGCAACCUGAGAUCUGAAGAUCAGUUCCUGUGCUCCAUCUGUCUGGAUGUGUUCACUGAUCCAGUCACUACAUCAUGUGGACACAACUUCUGUAAGAACUGCAUCACUACACACUGGGACAUUAAUGUCCCAUGUCAGUGUCCCAUGUGUAAAGAGGUUUUCUAUGUAAGACCUCAGUUCAGGGUCAACACUUUCAUCUCUGAGGUGGUUGCUCAGUUCAAACAUGAAGCUCAACAGAAAACCAGCAGCAGCAGCUCAGAGCAACAAGUUUCCAAACCAGGAGAAGUUUCCUGUGACGUCUGCACUGGAACCAAACUGAAGGCCCUGAAGUCCUGCCUGGUGUGUCUGACCUCCUACUGUGAGACUCACCUGGAGCCUCACCUGACAGUGUCAGGCCUGAAAAGACAUCAGCUGAUCGACCCUGUGGAGAACCUGGAAGACAGGAUGUGUACGAAGCACGAUAAACCUCUGGAGCUGUUCUGUCAGACCGACCAGACAUGUGUCUGCAUGCUCUGCUCUGUUUUAGACCACAAGACACAUGAGUUUGUUCCUCUGAAAGAAGGAUAUGAAGGAAAGAAGGCAGAGCUGGAGGAGACAGAGGCUGAAAUUCAGCAAAUGAUCCAGAAGAGACGAGUGAAGAUUCAGGAGAUCAAACACUCAGUCAAGAUCAGUAAAGAUGAUGCAGACAGAGAGAAAGCAGAAGGUGUUCAGGUCUUCACUGCUCUGAAGGAGUCUGUUGACAGAGGCCUGAACCAGCUCAUAAAGGAGAUCGAAGACAAACAGAAAACCACAGACAAACAGGCUGAAGACUUCAUCACAGAGCUGGAACAGGAAAUCUCUGAGCUGAUGAAGAGAAGCACUGAGGUGGAGCAGCUCUCACUCUCUGAAGACCACCUCCACCUCCUCCAAAGCUUCCCAUCCCUGAAAGCUGCUCCACCCACCAAGGACUGGACAGAGGUCAGAGUCCGUCCACCAUCAUAUGAGGGGACUGUGGUGAGAGCUGUGGCUCAGCUGGAGGAGACGCUCAGUGAAGAGAUGAAGAAGCUGAUUGAGGCUGAGCUGAAGAGGGUCCAGCAGUAUGCAGAGGAUGUGACUCUGGAUCCUGAUACAGCACAUCCUAAACUCAUCCUGUCUGAUGAUGGAAAACAAGUCAAUCAUGGUGAUGUGAGGAAGAAUCUCCCAGACAACCCAGAGAGGUUUUCUUCUUGUCCCUGUGUGUUAGGAAAGCAGAGUUUCUCUUCAGGCAGAUUUUACUUUGAGGUUCAGGUUAAAGGAAAGACUGACUGGGAUUUAGGAGUGGCCAGAGAGUCGAUCGACAGGAACGGAGUCAUCACACUGAGCCCUGAUGAUGGUUACUGGACGAUAUGGUUGAGAAAUGGAAAUGAGUACAGAGCUCUUGAUGACCCUCCAGUCUGUCUCUCUCUGAAGUCUCAGCCUGAGAAGGUGGGGGUGUUUGUGGAUUAUGAGGAGGGUCUGGUCUCCUUUUAUGACGUAGCUGCUGCAGCUCUCAUCUACUCCUUUACUGGCUGCUCCUUCACUGAGAAACUCUACCCAUACUUCAGUCCCUGUAAUAAUGAUGGUGGUAAAAACUCCGCCCCUCUGAUCAUCUGUCCUGUCAAUCAAACUGAGUAGAAUAAUAAAAUAACUUGGUUUUAAUUUUUGAUUUGAUGAAUUGAAUUAUCUUUAUUCAAGGGAAGAAAGUAACAUACUCAGUGUGAUGCUAUUAACAUCUUUUCACUCUACAGAAUAUGAUUAAUGGUGAUAGAGUUACAUUUUAUCAUUAGAUUAUAUGUAUUCCAUUAAACAUGCAACACUUUAAUUAAAUGCAUCAAUUUCAUCAACUGUGUGACAGUCACCAUGACCUCGCCCUUUGAAGUUUGAGCUUAAGCCACCAAAAUCGAAUCAGUUCAUCGUCGACUCCAUGUGAAUGUUUGUCCCAAAUUUGAAGAAGUUCUUUCAAGGCGUUACUGAGCUAUGUUGUUCACCAAGAUGAGACAGACAUGUAGACAGACGAACAACCCAAAAACAAUAUGGCUCCUUCUUUGGUUGUCGCCAGCGUGGAGGAAUAAAAUGAAGCAGCUCUUCAGACAGGCCUGUCUGAAUAAAAAUGUUUGCUGCUGUUUCACAGGAGUCCAGGGGUCGAAUUGAAGAAGGGAGUUUUCCACAACUUGUAAAUCACAGUCACCUCAGUUUUUGUUGUGGUUUUGAGGUACAGCCAGUAAUUUAUGUUGAGCACACCUAAGAGCCUGAUUGGCCGGAUAAAGGAGGAGGAGCUCAGCAAUAUACUGACGUGUUUGACCAUGCAAGACUCUAAAGUUACAAUGACCCUUACAAUAAUCUAAAGGUGAAGAAAUAAGAGCGUAAAAAAAUCAUCUCCAUCUCAACCUUGGUCACAGCAGAAGAAGGUCUUUCCAUUUUUACUUAAUUUUUUUGACUGUCCCACUUCCUGUCACUCUAGGACAGACUUUAUUCUGACUGUGGAAUUAAAAUAAAAGACCAAACAACAUAUCCACAGUCACCCAGCACAACAGUGAACACAGUAGGUUAUAUUCACUCCUUCAUCCCAAGAAACAACCUCCAAGGCUGAAACAUGAAGAAGAACCAGAAGCUGCAGUUCCUCUAACG